AUGGGACGAAUUGUCCAUUUCUUGUUCACCCUGGCGGCACUCCUUUUGCACACACACAAUGUAACAGUCUGUUCUGCGUAUCAUUUGGGCGUAGGAGAUAACCACGGGGUGAACUACGCCAGAACGACCAGCAGGGGAAAUUCACUCGUAGAAGCAAAAAAAGAGGAGCAGGACUACUUCAUCUUAAAGCUAAAUGAAAACAAUUUCAGGUGGAGUGUGCCCCUCUUGAUGGGGUCGAAGAAGAAGCCCCUUGAGUUGGGCGUCGUGACGUCCACCCCCAUAACCGCCCUUUACUGUUCCUAUAAUGCGAAUCGAGGCGACGAAAUGAAGGAAUUAAAAUAUGAAGUGAACGCAUCGGAAAAUGUGAAAUAUAUCAGUUGCAAAAGUAAGCACUGCACUGCUAUAGGACAAGGCAAUACUUGCGCUCCGAUAGAACAUUUUUUCAAGAAGAUCCAUGACUUUGGGUUGAGAAAAAAAGAUUGUACCAGUCGAUUUUGUAGAUACAUAAAUGACAUAAACUUUUUAAAUGUGAAUACCAUGUUGGACAAGAGGAAUAUGUCCGUGUGUUCGUUUAGAUCAAAUCUCGGUUCAGAAAACAUAGAGGGAUUCUAUUUUAGAGAUUCCUUCUACCUGUACGACACGGUUAGAUUCGACUACAACCACUUCGGGUGUAUAACAGAGAGUGGCAACCUGACAUUCAAUAAUGUUAUUUCUGGUUUUAUCGGAUUAGCAUAUAACCGUCCACAUGCUACUGCUCACUUGAAGGAGGCCUCUUCCAUGUUGCAUACCUUGGUACAGAAGUCUCUGUCUAAAAAGAACGUCUUUGGAUUAUGCUUUGUUGAAGAAGGGGGUUUUGCAUCCUUCGGUGGAGUGAACAAUGAAGCAUUAAGGAAGGUCCCCGCUGUAUCGAAAUUACAGCUAGGAGCAGAUGACUCCCUAGAACUUGUGGAAGACCCGCAACCCCCUUCUCACGAAAUUGUGUGGCUCGCAUAUUCAGACACUCCCAAGGAUACGUACAGUCUUCUCUUGAAAGAAGUCAACAUGGUGUCGGGCUCGGAGCGAGUGGACAGUGCGAUCGCCAGGGUGGCUGUCGUCGAUUCAUACAGCUACUUCCUGUCCUUCCCAGCCGAAAUCGCCGCCAAGCUGAAGGCCGCCGUGCACAAGUCCUGCGCUGGCGGGGAUAACACCUGCUCCGAGAUCACUAAUAAGGGUGUAUUCAAACUGAAAAAACAAAGCCUGGAAGACUUCCCCACGGUGGAGCUCGUCUUCAAUGACGGGAAGGUGCUGAUCGAGCCCAAGGACUACCUAAUCCACGAAGGAGACGGAGUGUAUAGAGUUUUGAUAAAUUCAGAGGGGACCCUCAAGUUGGGGAUCCCCUUUUUCCUAAACAAGUAUCUCAUCUUCGACAAUGAGAAUGGGAAGCUGGGAGUAGGUCGGUCUGAUUGCACCUUCAAUAUGAAUGGAACUUCUACCGGAGUCGACCUGAACGCAGCGGAGGCGGACUCGAAUGAGGACCCCGAGGAUGAGGACUCCACGACGGAAGGCUUCUUUCAGGAAAACAAGUUGAUCAUCCUGGCGGUCACUUCUUUAAGCGUUGUGGGGGCCAUUGUCGGGGGAGUUUUUUUCUUCCGU
Messenger RNA from Plasmodium coatneyi, 1632 nucleotides. RefSeq lists its product as uncharacterized. The annotation marks the transcript as partial. Lineage: Eukaryota; Apicomplexa; Aconoidasida; Haemosporida; Plasmodiidae. The transcript is spliced from 7 exons. Gene Ontology annotation, molecular function: aspartic-type endopeptidase activity. The record is from RefSeq and is a predicted model, not a curated record. Gene Ontology annotation, biological process: proteolysis.